Messenger RNA from Dimorphilus gyrociliatus, 1508 nucleotides. NCBI's taxonomy places the organism in Eukaryota, Metazoa, Annelida, Polychaeta, Dinophilidae. The record is from the annotation of a GenBank genome assembly.
AGAAAACUGGUAUACUGCACCGGUGAUGUAACAAAUAAAAUUAUCUAAUCUGUCAAGAGCUACUAACUCUCGCAAGAUAGGCCUGCUUCGUUCAUUAAACUUGAAAAGGCCUCCUAAACGUACAAAGAACAAGCAACCUUAAGGAAUAUCUCUUUAUCAAUGUGACAUUGUCUGUUUGUCAUUUUCUUAGCAUAUUAAUCAUUCUGGGAACGAUGCUGAAGCUGUUAGCCUAUUUGUGCAAACGCGUUAUUGAUUUCGUUGGUGACUUCUCCCAAACAAUUUUCGGAGUUCAACUGUUUAGAUUGGAUUCAAUAUCCGUUGUCACAAGCUUGAAUGGAAGAGCUAGAAAAGAACUAGAAGAAAAUUUAGAUUUGCUUGAUGGUCUAAAAGCCUACUGUGAAGGGUAUAAUAAUGAAAAAGAUAUAGGGGUUACAGGACGAUAUUUAAUGAAUAACUUAGCACAACAAAAUUUACAAGUUAGAGGAGAUGUCCUUCAGUACAUUGAAGAACAUCCGGAAGUCAACGACAUUCCUGUUCAAAGACCGGUGUUUAUAGUAACACUGCCAAGAACUGGCAGUACGUAUCUACAUUGUUUGUUGACAACCGACAAAAGAUGGUGGGUACCAGAAUAUUGGCAGAUGGCAGAGCCCCUUCCAGUGCCAGACUGGCCGAGAAAUGAGCAAGACAGAGAAAGGAUUAACAAGUUCCAAACAUUUAUAGAUAUUAUGAAUGAAUUGGCUGGAUCUGAUGAUGUAAAAAAGUCUCAUAGUGUUCACUCUACUGAUCCCGAGGACUUAAUGAUGAUGUUGACGCGUUCCAUGAUAUAUUUUAUACCAUUUGCAUAUGAGUCUACUACUGCGUACCGGAAUUGGCUACAAACCAGGCCAGAUGGAUUCUGGGAGCAUGCCUACAAGUUAGUGAGAAAGGAAUUGCAAAUAGCGCUAUCUGGAAAAGGUGUUGGAGGACGACGAGUAUUAGCUAUGAAUCAUAUUUGUUUUUCUAAUCCGACUGCCCUUUUGGAUGCUUUUCCAGACGCCCAAAUGAUUCACAUUCAUCGCGAUCCGGCUAAGCUCGUACCGUCAUUUUGUUCGUUGUGUAGAACCCUGAAUGCAACGUUCCGCAAAGCAUCGGACGAGGAUGGUAGUCGAGUGAUCGGCGAGCAAAUGACUGAUUUAUUGGAAAGUUCCGCUAUAUCUUUAACGCAACUUCGUCAAACCGUUCCCAAUAUUAACAUAAAUAUCCCAAGUAAACCUCAAAAGUUUAUAGACGUCGAUUACGAGCGUCUAUUAGAUGAUCCAAUAGGAGUUUUAAAAGCUGUUUAUGAAGACAUAGAUAUGGAAUGGACGGACGAAUGUGAGGCAGGAUUUCAAAAGUUUGUAGAUGAACAUCCGAGAAAUAAGUUUGGUUCACACGUUUACACUUGUCAAGAAUUUAACUUAAAUGAAAAAGAUAUUCGAAAAAGAUUCGCUCUUUAUAUGGAUCUUUUCGGUGUCCGACCAGAGACUUGA